Molecule: messenger RNA, 2102 nt
Organism: Physella acuta
Lineage: Eukaryota; Metazoa; Mollusca; Gastropoda; Physidae
Molecular function (GO): S-adenosylmethionine-dependent methyltransferase activity
Source: RefSeq, a predicted model, not a curated record
UCAACAGCUAUGGUGUGACCUUUGACCGUGAACCCGUGAACUUAUGGCGUGGAGAACAGAUGAUUUUAUACACAAGUUUUACGGUACUUUGGUGAGGGCUCAGUAGUCUUUGAGUUCAAGAAAAUAUAAGUCUGAUAGUUGUAUUUUGUGAAGGGUCGAACAUUCUAAGACGUAUAAAAGUAAGACUUAGUUAAGUACAAGAAUUUGGAGAUGCCACAUGAACAUUCAUCAUGCGAAAAAAAGUUGGAAAUUCUCUCUUAUUUGCCAGAACUAACUGGAAAAACAGCUGUCCAUUUUAUUGGAAAUGACAAAUGUUUUACUAAAGAGUUGGCCAAGCUCGCUAGCAAACUGAUUGCAGUUGUAAAUGAUUCACCUGCCGAGCCUGAAAAAGAAAAUUCAAUUGAAUUUAUCACAUCUGAGCUAAACAAACUAGAUUUGGGUGUAGAAAGUGUAGACUUCAUCUAUUGCAACUCACUGCUGACAAACCUUGAUGACAACGAAGUCCAAGACUUGUUCAGGAAAUCUAUUCAGUGGCUGAAAAUUGGUGGAGCUGUGUUUUUUAAAGAGUCUUGUAGACAAUCAGAAACUGAGAACACAGGCUCAGAGAAGUUGAGAGAUGCUGAAGUGUAUGAGGCCUUUUAUUCUUCUGUCACUGCACAAUGUGAUUCAGAUAGUUUUUACGGAUUUGAUCUGAUUCUAUCCAAAUCCAUUGAUUCAUGUUCAGAGAAAAAUAAUGAUAGCAACGAAAUGAUUUGGUUAAUUGAGAAAGUCAAGAAAGAUAACUCUCAAAAUCAUGGAUUUAAAAGUUUUAAAGAGUUCCUUGACAACCAGCAGUAUUCCAGCAGAGGUAUUCUUCUCUAUGAGAAGAUAUUUGGUAGAACAUUUGUAAGCACAGGUGGCAUAGAAACAACAAAAGAGUUUGUAGCUCUUUUAGACUUACAGAAAGGACAGAAAGUUCUUGAUGUUGGAGGAGGAAUUGGUGGUGGUGCUUUUUACAUGGCCAAGACAUUUGGAGUAAAAGUAACAAGUGUUGACCUGUCAUCCAACAUGACACAGAUUGGUCUAGCAAGAGCAAAGGAAGUUGGGUGUGGUUCUGAUGAAGUCGUGUUUGAAAUAGCUGAUGCCACAAAGAGAGAAUACCCAGCCGCCUCAUAUGAUGUUGUGUAUAGUCGUGAUGUUAUCCUUCAUAUCCCAGACAAAUUAUCUCUGUUUAAGAAAUUUUUUAAAUUUUUAAAACCAGGAGGAAAAGUUCUUAUUUCUGACUACUGCUGCAGUCCUGAUGAACAUUCUGAAAAAUUUAAAACCUACGUGAAACAAAGAGGGUACAAUCUACUUUCUCCUGCAGCCUAUGGAAAAGUACUAGAAGAGGCUGGUUUUGUAAACGUAAGAGCAGAAGACAGAACUCAACAGUUUGCUGAUAUUUUAAAAGUUGAAAUUGCAAGAACAGAGAGCAUUAAGGAUGAAUUUAUAGCAGAGUUUAAUGAAGAUGGGUACAAGUACAUUGUAGAUGGCUGGAAGGAAAAACUAGGUCGAGUAGAACUUGGGGACCAGAGAUGGGGACUUUUUUAUGCUGAGAAACCAUAGAUGCCUUUCCCAAUUCAGGGGAAGUAACUUCACCAAAUACAAUCUAUGAAAAACUCAAUUUUUUUUUUUCUUCAUUCAUAAUGUACUAUUUUGAUGUAUAGACCUAAUAAAGAUAUAAAAUAAGAAGGCCAUGAGAUUUAUUAAUUUAGAAUUAUGAGAAAAAAAUACUGAUCACAUGCUCACUCAAAACAAAUGUCAGGAAUAUAAAAAUAUUUUUAUUUGCGCAGUGAUGAGUAUGUAAAAAAUCCAUGGGUGAAUUAUUUACAUUUGUAAAGAUACAUUCAAAACAUUCUCUAAAACAGUGAUCAAUGUUUAUGUGAUGAAUUUCUAAGCAGGAACACAUCAUAAUGCACAAACUAAAAUCUGAUGAUUUGAACUUUAGGUAAUUCAAUAUUUAUUGACAUAUGACUGGUUGCUAUAUUACACACUGUAUAACAUUUAAGUACUACAGCUUUUUAUCCUAAAUCUACAGUUUAAAUAAUUUUACAAUAAAAGUAACUAGGGCAUUAUAAUUCAAU